Molecule: messenger RNA, 622 nt
Organism: Numida meleagris (helmeted guineafowl)
Lineage: Eukaryota; Metazoa; Chordata; Aves; Galliformes; Numididae
Gene: LYPD1
Product: LY6/PLAUR domain containing 1
Exons: 3
Coding region: 161-586 (141 amino acids)
Biological process (GO): acetylcholine receptor signaling pathway
Molecular function (GO): acetylcholine receptor inhibitor activity
Source: RefSeq, a predicted model, not a curated record
UUUAUUCCAGUCUCGGCGCUCAACUCCGGCGGGGCGGUACCGGGCGGGCGGACGGACGCUGCUGCCCGCACCCGGCGGCGGGGAAGGGGCUCCGAGCGCGGCGCGUCCCUCCUGCUGAUGCCCCCCCGUGCCCCACCGCCAGCCCGGCGGCCGCGGGAGGAUGCGGCUCUUCCUCCUCGCCGCUACUUUCUGCGGACUGUGUCUGGCUCCAGGUUUCGGUUUGCAAAUACAGUGCUACCAGUGUGAGGAGUUCCAGCUAAACAAUGACUGCUCCUCUCCAGAGUUCAUUGUGAAUUGUACCGUGAACGUGCAAGAUAUGUGUCAGAAAGAAGUAAUGGAGAAAAGUUUUGGAAUCAUGUAUCGCAAAUCCUGCGCAUCUUCAGCAGCGUGUCUGAUAGCUUCUGCUGGAUACCAGUCAUUCUGCUCUCCUGGGAAAGUGAACUCUGUGUGCAUCAGCUGCUGCAACACUCCGCUCUGCAACGGACCUCGGCCGAAGAAGAGGGGGAAUUCUGGUGCGGUGCCGAGGGCGCACAUGACAACCACCGCUCUGCUCCUUAAACUGUCUCUCUUGUUUUUGUAUUGCUAAACUUCAAGCAAGUUUCUUGUCCUGACACAAUUUGUU